Orycteropus afer afer is the source of this 1620-nucleotide messenger RNA. It is a transcript of the gene FBXL3, whose product is annotated as F-box and leucine rich repeat protein 3. Gene Ontology annotation, cellular component: nucleus; cytosol; SCF ubiquitin ligase complex. NCBI's taxonomy places the organism in Eukaryota, Metazoa, Chordata, Mammalia, Tubulidentata, Orycteropodidae. Gene Ontology annotation, molecular function: protein binding. The record is from RefSeq and is a predicted model, not a curated record. Gene Ontology annotation, biological process: regulation of cell cycle; entrainment of circadian clock by photoperiod; SCF-dependent proteasomal ubiquitin-dependent protein catabolic process.
ACUCGGUGUCUGGACAGAGGCGCGGAGAAGCUACGCGGUGGCCGCAGCUGGCAGAGGGAACUUCUCCCGGCGACAGGGGGACUUAGGAGAUCGAAAGCAGACUGCGUGGAACUGAGAAGGAAGACUUUUCCCUGUGCAGCCAGAGCCGCAAAGGUGGAGCCCUGUUGGCGUUCGCCGCGGGACCAGCGCCUCGGAUGCGGGCGGAGUGCGGGGGGCCGCGGCGGCGGGAGCGCGAAGCCGAGGGCCUUGGGGGCUUUAUGUGAGAACCGCAGAACAAGCCACCGUCCCCGGAGCCCGGGGUGGUGUGUAGGAGAAGCCGUCCCUGGCUGCAGGAUGAAACGAGGAGAAAGAGAUAGUGACCAAAAUUCAUCAGAAGAAAGUACUGCAGAGAAAUCCAAGAAACUGAGGACUACAGAUGAGCAUUCUCAGACUUGUGAUUGGGGUAAUCUCCUUCAGGACAUUAUUCUUCAAGUAUUUAAAUACUUGCCUCUUCUUGAUCGGGCUCAUGCUUCACAAGUUUGCCGCAAUUGGAACCAAGUAUUUCACAUGCCUGACUUGUGGAGAUGUUUUGAGUUUGAACUGAAUCAGCCUGCUACAUCCUAUUUGAAAGCUACACAUCCAGAGCUCAUCAAACAGAUUAUUAAAAGACAUUCAAACCAUCUGCAAUAUGUCAGCUUCAAGGUGGAUAGCAGCAAAGAAUCAGCUGAAGCAGCUUGUGAUAUAUUAUCACAACUUGUAAAUUGCUCUUUAAAAACACUUGGACUAAUUUCAACUGCUCGGCCAAGCUUUAUGGAUUUACCAAAGUCUCACUUUAUCUCUGCGCUGACAGUUGUGUUUGUAAACUCAAAAUCCCUGUCCUCACUUAAGAUAGAUGAUACUCCAGUAGAUGAUCCAUCCCUCAAAGUACUGGUAGCCAACAACAGUGAUACCCUUAAGCUGCUAAAAAUGAGCAGCUGUCCUCAUGUCUCUCCAGCAGGUAUUCUUUGUGUGGCUGAUCAGUGUCAUGGCUUACGUGAACUGGCCUUGAACUACCACUUAUUAAGUGAUGAGUUGUUACUUGCUUUGUCUUCUGAAAAACAUGUUCGACUAGAACAUCUGCGCAUUGAUGUAGUCAGUGAGAAUCCUGGACAGACACACUUCCAUACUAUUCAGAAGAGCAGCUGGGAUGCUUUCAUCAGACAUUCACCUAAAGUGAACUUAGUGAUGUAUUUUUUUCUAUAUGAAGAGGAAUUUGACCCAUUCUUUCGUUAUGAAAUACCUGCCACUCAUCUUUACUUUGGGAGAUCAGUGAGCAAAGAUGUACUUGGCCGUGUGGGAAUGACUUGUCCAAGACUAGUUGAACUAGUAGUAUGUGCUAAUGGAUUACGGCCACUUGAUGAAGAGUUAAUUCGCAUUGCAGAACGUUGCAAAAAUUUGUCAGCUAUUGGACUAGGGGAAUGUGAAGUCUCAUGCAGUGCCUUUGUUGAAUUUGUGAAGAUGUGUGGUGGCCGCCUGUCUCAGUUAUCUAUCAUGGAAGAAGUACUAAUUCCUGACCAAAAGUACAGUUUGGAGCAGAUUCACUGGGAAGUGUCCAAGCAUCUUGGUAGGGUGUGGUUUCCAGAUAUGAUGCCCACCUGGUAA